CAACGCAGUAAACAGCUGUUUAUUGUUUUUUCGAAUUAGUUUCAUUACAAUUGGAACCGAAAUGCAAACAACGCACAAAUUUGGCGGCUGUCCCUGGAAACAGGCGAACUACAAUUACGGCGACGGCAUUAUAGGACUUCACGAAGAGAUCGAACACUUCUAUAGAUAUAUACUGCCUACACCCACUGAGCAUGCCGUGCGCAUUGAGGUGGUGAAACGCAUUGAGAGCAUCAUCCACGAGCUCUGGCCGCAAGCGCUGGUGGAGAUCCUUGGCUCCUUUCGCACUGGCCUCUUUCUGCCCAACUCAGACAUUGAUCUCGUCGUGCUGGGUCGUUGGGAGAAGCUGCCGCUGCGCUCCCUCGAAUUGGAGCUCUUGAGGCGUGACAUUGUGAAGGCUGGAACGAUGCGUGUGGUGGACACGGCUGUGGUGCCGAUCAUAAAGUUCACGGACAGUAAAACACAGAUAAAGCUGGAUGUAUCCUUCAAUAUGUCCGACGGCAUUCAGUCCGCGGAAAUGAUCAAACAGUUUUCGCGCGAUUAUCCAGGUCUGGGCAAGCUGGUCCUGGUGCUGAAACAAUUCAUGCUGCAGCGCAAACUCAGCGAGGCAUUCAGCGGCGGCAUCUCAUCAUAUUCACUGAUACUCAUGUGCAUCAGCUUUCUGCAAUUGCAUCCGCGUGACAAUUUCCAUGCCCAGGCAAAUCUGGGCGUUCUGCUCUUGGAGUUCUUUGAACUGUAUGGAAUACGCUUUAAUUACGCACAAAUUGGUAUUUCCAUACGACAUGGCGGGUGCUAUAACCGAAAGGAAAACACGUUCAUCGGCUCCAAGCAAUCGGCGUUGUCCAUCGAUGAUUCGCUGCAGAAUGGCAGCGACGUGGCGCGCAGCAGCUUUGCCAUUGUAAGCGUCAAGCAGGCCUUUCAAUGGGCCUACCGUGUCCUCAGUCAGGCAGUGUAUCCACAAGGCGAGUGCCAACUACGUCACAACGCCGCCUCCUCUUCCAUAUUGGGUUGCAUUAUUCAGAUAACUGAUGAACUCGUCGACUAUCGUGCCUGGUUGCACGAGAACUUUGACCACUUGGUUGUCGUGGAGUCCAUCUCACCCUUGUACGGACAGAUCAAUGGAGCCGCGGCGUAUGUAACCUUGGCAUCUGGUGCAGUGGAGCAACGGAUUUAUCAAACACAACCGCAAUCAGUUCCGGCUUUUCAUCAUCUUAGCAACAUCUGUCCGAGGCAUGAGUCGAGCUCCUCCAGUACUGAGGAGCCUACAACAGCUGUUAUCGUAGUCUCUUCUGAUGAAAUGGAUGUGUGCUCCUGACAUUUCUUGGGCAUUCGAAAAUAUUUAAUUUAUAAAUACGUUUAAACAAUAAGAAUAUAAUUGUAACAUGAAAAAGAUUUCCCUAAAAACGGGGAAUCAAAAAAAAUGCAAAA
This is a messenger RNA of Drosophila montana, 1425 nucleotides long. RefSeq names its product non-canonical poly(A) RNA polymerase protein Trf4-1-like. Gene Ontology annotation, biological process: RNA 3'-end processing. Bases 62 to 1312 code for a protein of 416 amino acids. The record is from RefSeq and is a predicted model, not a curated record. NCBI's taxonomy places the organism in Eukaryota, Metazoa, Arthropoda, Insecta, Diptera, Drosophilidae. Gene Ontology annotation, molecular function: mRNA binding; poly(A) RNA polymerase activity. The transcript is spliced from 3 exons. Gene Ontology annotation, cellular component: nucleolus; TRAMP complex.